Messenger RNA from Drosophila bipectinata, 1863 nucleotides. It is a transcript of the gene Ugt36A1, whose product is annotated as UDP-glycosyltransferase family 36 member A1. The record is from RefSeq and is a predicted model, not a curated record. Gene Ontology annotation, molecular function: UDP-glycosyltransferase activity. Lineage: Eukaryota; Metazoa; Arthropoda; Insecta; Diptera; Drosophilidae.
GAACUGCACUCUCCAAUCAAAAACCACAACAAACACUUCCCUCGAUUAACGACUAAUGAGCCAAGUGGAAUCAAUAAUAAACACAAUGGACGAUAAGGUUUUCAGAGAAUGGAAAUCUGUUGAGUUAAGUAACCGAUUCAUUUGGUGGAAAACAACGAAACGAUGACGACGUCGUGGAUGCCCAACGGAGUGUUAAUUGUAUUUUUGUGGAUGAGCUUGAUUGCGGGGAUUCCACGCUCGGUUUCCGCUGGUAAUGUUCUGGCCGUCUACCCCCACUUUGGUUUCAGCCACUUCAAAGUGGUGAUGCCCAUUCUCAAUGAGUUGGCUAAACGUGGUCACCGCAUCACGGUGAUCUCAUACGUGAAGAAUCCCCAGGCCAAGGAGCUGCCCACCUACGAGGAGCUACUCAUUACCGCCGCCGACGAGGAUCAGUCGAGUACCACCAUUAAUUUGGUGCCCCUUUCGGAGAAUACAGCCACCAGAUCGUUGGAUGUCCUCUUCCGGGAGUACCUGGCUCUCCACGAAGAGGGUCAGGAGACGUGUGAACGUCUCUUCGGCAGUGGUCACAUACAGACAGUACUUCAAAGGCAUAAAAAGAAGCCAUACGAUCUCCUACUCACCGAAUACUUCAACUCGGAUUGCCAACUGGUCUUGGCCAAGUUAAUGGAGCUACCGAUCAUAGGCCUAAGUACUUGUGCCCUGAUGCCGUACUACUACGAUCGUAUUGAUCUGCCGGAUACACCUUCAUUCGUCCAAUCUGAGUUUGUGGGCUUUGCCGGUUCUCUCAAGUGGCAUGAACGCCUCGUUAACUUCAUUCAGGCCAAGAUGCUGAAGCUCCUCUACAAAUACCAUUCCAAUGCUGCCGAUAAUGCUCUCAUCAAAAAAUAUCUUGGCGUGGACAUAGACACUGAGGAAGUAGCUCGCCAACAGACUGCUUUUAUUUUUGGCAACCAGCACUACUCUCUGAUGGGCAGCAGACCCCAAUCCCUUCAGUUUGUGGAGGUGGGUGGUGUCCACAUCACCAAAAAGGCAGAAAAAGAUCUUCCAGAGAAUAUUGCCAAGUUCCUAGAUGCAUCAAAGGGUGUAAUCUUUAUCAGUUGGGGUUCCAUGGUGCGAGCUUCAAGCAUAGACGAGGAUAAACUGAAUUCUAUCAUAAAAGUUUUGACUGAACAGGACUUGAAGGUGAUUUGGAAAUGGGAGGCCAAUGAAACCCCCAAAGUCGAUGGUUCCAAGUUUCUUUUUGUCAAAUGGGCACCCCAAUUAGCUCUGCUUUGUCACCCCAAAGUUAAACUAUUUUGGUCUCAUGGAGGAUUACUUGGCACUACAGAGUCUGUACAUUGCGGCAAGCCCUUGCUGGUCACUCCUAUAUAUGGUGAUCAAUUCUUAAAUGCCUUCUCGGUUCAAAACCGAGGAAUGGGCCUGAAACUGGACUAUGAACAGAUUACCAUAGAAAAUCUAAAACAAGCUUUCAGCAAGCUUAGUGAGGCUAGUUUCUCAGAACGCUCUAUCGAAAUCUCCAAGAUCUUCAACGAACGACAACAAACGCCCUUGGAACUGGCUGUUUGGUCUGUGGAACAUGUCAUACAACACGGCUUAGUGGCUGCCAAGCUUCUACAAUCUCCGGGAAUAGAACUAAAUGGCUUUAUCUACCACUCACUAGAUAGCAUAUUCCUCCUAUUAGCCACUAUUUUAUCCUUUAUCCUCUUGGCGCUCUUCUGUUGCCGAGAAAAGUCAUCGAAAAGUGCAAAUAAAAAGUCUGGCAAGAAGACUAAGAGAUCCUGAAGGCAGGCCACAUUAUUACACAUUCAAUUCAUGACAAUUUUGUAAAAUAUAAAGAUAUAUAUUAAGCAUUAGUAAAAACUA